This is a messenger RNA of Triplophysa rosa, 1936 nucleotides long. It is a transcript of the gene scamp4, whose product is annotated as secretory carrier membrane protein 4. Gene Ontology annotation, cellular component: trans-Golgi network membrane; recycling endosome membrane. Lineage: Eukaryota; Metazoa; Chordata; Actinopteri; Cypriniformes; Nemacheilidae. The transcript has 7 exons. Bases 170 to 865 code for a protein of 231 amino acids. Gene Ontology annotation, biological process: protein transport. The record is from RefSeq and is a predicted model, not a curated record.
CAAAAAUAUUCCAGUCCGCCACGGGAUUGCCAGGAUUCAGUGCGGACAGCGGAUGCAUCCCUAUCAAACUCUUUAGCGGUGUUCUGAAAUCUUGUCAACAUUCGAUCAGCUCAUAAAGAGGAAAGUUCACUUGGAUCAGUAACUUACCCACGUUUUCACAAAACUGACAAUGACAGAUCGAGCAAAUAAUUUCCCCCCGCUGCCUAAGUUUCUUCGCAUAAAACCAUGUUUUUACCAGAACGUGGAUGAGGAAAUCCCACGACCCCACCAGCAGCUAGUGCGGCGUGUUUACAAUCUUUGGAUGCUGUACUCGAUAACACUGUGUGUUAAUGUGGUGGCCUGUAUAGCCUGGUGGGCCGGAGGGGGGGACGCGAUCAACUUUGGCUUUUCGCUCCUCUGGCUUCUGGUUUUCAGCCCAUGUAGUUUCACCUGCUGGUUCAGGCCGCUUUAUAAAGCUUUUCGGGCUGAUAGUUCCUUCAACUUCAUGGCUUUCUUCUUUGUCUUAUUCUUUCAAUGUGUUCUUGCUUUCAUCCAGUGUCUUGGAAUAUCCGGUUGGGGUGCGUGUGGUUGGAUCGCCACAGUGGUUUUUUUUGGCAAAAACGUGGUCUCUGCUAUAUUCAUGCUCAUCCCUACUGUGCUCUUUACUGUGGACACUGUUUUGAUGGCGAUUGUUCUCAUCAAGGUUCAUCGGCUGUAUCGUGGUGGAGGUGGCAGUUUGGAGCGGGCACAGGAAGAAUGGAGCACUGGCGUUUGGAAGAACGCCACUGUGAGAGAAGCAGGAUUCAAUGCCAUAUCUGAAACCGGCCCCAGUCUCCCACAAUACCCUGGUGCUGUGCCCAAUUACCCACAGAGCGGCCCGUGGUGAAACCUCUUUUGAACUGUAGAUGGUGCCAGAGUGCCACUUGUUGUCUUAACAUGAAACAGAGAAAGGCCAAUAUUAUGAAUCACUGCAUUAUGUGCCGAAGACUUUAAUAGACUUUUUUUUUUUCACUUUUGUACUAUACUUUCCUUUAACAUAGCUAAAUAUAUGUUCUAAUCUAAUAUUAAUUACCAAAGCAUUGCUUGUAGAUUCUCGCAUGAAAGACAUCUUAAGUUACACUUUCAUUUUCAAACAUGAUUUAAGUAGAAGAGGAGGUUUUUCAAAAUGGAAAUUUGUCAUUCUGGGGGAAAUUUUAGGCAAACACACCAGUAAUAUAUAUAUAAACAUUUCUUAUCUUAUUGCUCAGUCAGCUGCUCAUUUAAGUCAUCUCAAUAAUUUACAUAAAAUUCAACAAACACAAUUUUGGACAAAGAAGCGAUUGUGAAGCAUUAAUCUCAUUUCAUCAAAACCUCAGAGGUCUUUUAAUCCAUUAUAGAUGCUUACACACAAUCACAUUACCAUUUGAGAGAAAGUGGGGUUUUUUGUGCACAGGACCGAUCACAUCUGAAUAUUUUGUCAUUUAUGGCAGCUUUUCUAUUUACCUCAUGAAAUUAGGUCUUUAUUCCUUUCCAGCUUUGCUUCUUGCUUGCUAAACAUUCGUUUUUCGAUUUCUAAGAUUUGUUAGCAUGAAUUACGUUUUUAUACAAAGUGUAUUUGCAGCCAAAAUAUAUUUUUCUGACUUGCGCCUUUAACUUGCCAAACAUAUUGUGCCGAAAUGAAGACAGCCUUAAUGUUUCAUAAAAAUUUAGCAUGGGUAAAAACCACUAGCUUUCAAGUUUGCCACAAGUGCUACAAUUCUAUCUGUGGAUGUGACUACAGCCUAGUUUUUGCUUAUUGCUGUUUUACUACUGGCUUCAGAAUAUGUAUUUCUUUAAAUUCCAGUAUGUUUUCUUUGUUUAAUCUCAGAUUAAAUGCUUCGAAAUGAAGCAUUGUUUACACAAAGGUGGCUUGUUGGAGACUAUGAUCUUUGGUCUGUUUUGUUCAAGAUUUGUUUUGUUCAAGAUUUCCUUCUACAGA